Messenger RNA from Gossypium raimondii (Peruvian cotton), 907 nucleotides. Its product is annotated as universal stress protein PHOS34. The record is from RefSeq and is a predicted model, not a curated record. NCBI's taxonomy places the organism in Eukaryota, Viridiplantae, Streptophyta, Magnoliopsida, Malvales, Malvaceae. The coding region runs from base 195 to 689 and encodes 164 amino acids. The transcript has 4 exons.
ACUUCUUAAUACGACUUGGAUUGUUAAUAACGAGAUAUUGACUAUUUUCUGCCUUGGCCUUGAAAACAAUAAACACUUAAGCAUUUCAUUCUCAUAGCUUCUCCUUUGAUCCUCAAAACCGUGUGCUUAGAUUUCAACACCUACUCCCUGCCAUCAAAUCUUGCUAUUCUUUUCUGGGUUUGAUUUUCAUAAAGAUGACGAAAGAUAAGAAAAUCGGUGUAGCAGUGGAUUACUCCAAGGGAAGCAAAGCAGCUCUGAAAUGGUCCAUCGACAAUCUGUUAAACCAAGGGGAUACCCUUUACCUCAUCCAUGUCAAACCCCAUCAGAGCGACGAGUCUCGCAACCUUCUUUGGUCUACAUCCGGCUCACCUUUGAUUCCAUUAUCGGAGUUCAGAGAGAAGGAAGUGAUGAAACAUUAUGAGGUGGAACCUGAUCCUGAGAUUUUGGAUUUGGUUGAUAUUGCUUCCAGGCAGAAACAGGGGACUCUUGUGGCUAAGAUUUACUGGGGUGAUGCCAGGGAUAAAAUAUGUGAAUCCGUUGAAGACUUGAAGCUUGACUGUUUGGUAAUGGGCAGCAGAGGCCUUGGCACCAUUCAAAGGGUACUGAUCGGAAGUGUGAGCAAUUAUGUGAUGGUAAAUGCAACUUGUCCUGUAACAAUUGUGAAGGAUCCUAGUGCUCAUGGAUUUUGAUCACAAAUGUCUGAAAUUACUUUUCUGCAAUAGUAUAUGCAUCUUUGGAAAUAAUUGAUGUGCCUUGUUUCUAUUUCUAUGUGAGUGAUUUAUGUAUGUAUGUAUGGACAUCUUGAUUCUCAGAUUGUACUCGGAUCCUGAGAGACUGCUUAAUUAAGAUCAGUUCCACAUGUUGCGACAUUGUCCAUGGUUUGGAUUAAAGUAACCAUGUUCUACAA